Aureobasidium uvarum is the source of this 582-nucleotide messenger RNA. The record is from the annotation of a GenBank genome assembly. Lineage: Eukaryota; Fungi; Ascomycota; Dothideomycetes; Dothideales; Saccotheciaceae.
AUGUUUUCUCUCAUUAGAAAGAUCAGCAGCUCGCAGUACCCUAGAAGCAACAUGGCAGAACAGUCGACACCAGAGAACGACACCAAGCAAGAAGAGCAAGAGCAACAAGAAGAGCACGUCGAUGGCAUCAGCUACGAUCCUGAUGCAGAUCCCAGAGAUCCUGGCAGAUACUACACUUUUCCACAUUUUGCUGAAGACCUCCCCACCCUUCUGGCCCACCUCCCCAAUCCCCAAAAGAUUGCGUCCGACCCCCUCGUCUCGCAGUCCANNUCAUUCUCCCCUCCUGCUCUGCAAACACGCUCCACAACCUCUUCACCGUCAUCGCCACAGCUCUCGCGCGUACAGCCAACUCGCAGAGCGUCUACACAAGUCAACACUGCCACGCCAAAGCAGCAUUCCUCACCUGCAGCACGCUCACUGAGAAGCAUUUCAGCUGCUCAAUCGCCAAGACUGCAGGAGAAGAAGAGUGUAGGUCAGGCAAAGGAUGCACAUUCAUCACCAGCGAGAAAGUCACAACAGCAGAAGCGUGUUUCUGGACUCUCGCAAGGGUCGCCAAACAGAGAUGGUGGAAAGAUGGGCUAA